CAAUUACGGUUAUAAUAUUUUUUUCUGACCACUUGAAUUCUUGAAAAUGCGAAAUCUCAAUUUCUCCUCCUUCUUCCUGCUCGUCAUAAUUCUUGCAUCGGGUUUAGUUCAAGAUUCGAUAGCAGAAACCUGCCCCGGUGGUAGUAUUCGCGAGCCCUGUAGCGAAAACGAGGGUUGUCCGGAGGGUUACAAUAUUGAAUUAGGGCCUGUCACUAAAGGAUCUCAAUCCUGUCAAUGUGUCCGACCAUUGACACCGGAAGAGCAAGCUAACCAGAGAGCAUGCAUAUGCAACCAAUUCAUCAACUCCUGCACAGAAGACGACCUAUUCGAAUGCAUUGUGGACAUCACGGUUUGUCCGAAAUCAAUUCAGCAGGAAAUUUGCAGUGGACAAAAAGGGUUUACAAAAUCAGCAGGCGUUUGCAAACCAUCCGACCCAACCCAUAGUGUAAUUCACCCUGAAAAGGCACGUGAUUGGAUUGAAUCUACUUGUAAGAAGAUCGAUGGCUAUUGCAGAAAAAUUACCAGAAAAUCCAGGGGCAAUGUACACUAUCGUAAAAUAUCGUUUUCGCAGUGUGUUGCCGUUAGCAAUAAAAAUUGCAAAUUAAUUUUCUCUGGCAAAUAUUAGACAUUAUGCAAUUCGUUUUAGUUCCAUUGAGAACUAUUUUAUUAUAUUCAAUUCUGGCUACAUUUUUCUAAUACUGUUGAAAUUUACUCUCUUUGGAAAAUUAUUAUGCACCUUAUUAUUUACGCAAUUAGAAUAAAAUAAUUUUCCUCAAUUGUAAUGUGUUUGAAUGAAACAGUUCUAUGAAUACUCUGCAGCUUAACCCUUUAAGGAGGAUGAUUAACAACAAGAAAAUGCAUUAAUUCGGGCACAUUAUAGGUAUGCUGUGGUCAUGGUGCGGGAGAAGGAAUUCAGUCGUUUUAAUAAUACUCGGAAAAAACUUAAAAAUUCCUAUUUUAAAAUUGCGUUAUAUCGGGAAAUAUCCCAUUUUUUGACUGGAAAAUGUUCAAAUUUAACGUGUGGUUGGCGUAGGAGAAAUUCCCCAAAAUGGCAGAGAAUUUUAUGCCGCAGGGAUAAAUCGUGAAAAUCAAUGACCUCGCGGAAACGACAAUUGUUUUCCUCCCGCACCAUGACCACAAUUUUUCAGGACGACUUUUGUCUUCCUCCCGAAUUAAACCAUUUCCAAGAAAACGACAAUUGUCCUAUAUCCGAAUUAAAGGGUUAAUCAAAAUUAACUAACACCAAAUAUAAAUGUUCCCAACUAGACUGGCUAACUAAUAUGUAAAUAUUUGUCUCCAUAUAAGUCUUCUAGUUGCUUGGCAACCACGACGAUGAUGCCUAUGCAAUGACAAAAUUUUAAUAAACCCUUUUGAGUAUUUUGCCAUUUAA
Molecule: messenger RNA, 1390 nt
Organism: Folsomia candida
Lineage: Eukaryota; Metazoa; Arthropoda; Collembola; Entomobryomorpha; Isotomidae
Exons: 2
Coding region: 47-625 (192 amino acids)
Source: RefSeq, a predicted model, not a curated record